Molecule: messenger RNA, 932 nt
Organism: Trifolium pratense (red clover)
Lineage: Eukaryota; Viridiplantae; Streptophyta; Magnoliopsida; Fabales; Fabaceae
Product: DNA ligase 1-like
Exons: 3
Coding region: 239-847 (202 amino acids)
Molecular function (GO): protein binding
Source: RefSeq, a predicted model, not a curated record
UCCAUUCUGAGUGCGUAGCUCUCCAAUCUGAAUGAAAUCUCUUUCUUUUCUUUUCCUUGACAAAGUCUCUGAAGCCAGCCACAAGAUAUAGCUUAGUUAGUUAAUUCUUCUUUUUUCUCUUGGCAGCGUUGGCACUUGUAUUAAGUGCUUUUGCAUACAACAACAACAACAACAAAGUCUUUCUCUCUCUCUGGUGGGGGGGAGUAUAAUAGAAAGGCAGACAGGCAUAUCCCCAAAUAUGGAGGCGAUCACUGCUUCCUUAGAGAGGUCUCUUCAAAACUGUUCCCUAAACAACAACAGCCAACAACAGAACGGGAGGAGGAGGAGGAUUAGUAAGAGGAAAGACAAAACCACAGAUGCAUCAUCAUCCUCCACCACCACCACCACCACCAGCAGCUCAGACACUGCGUUAGAGCUCAACUCCCACAUCUCCCUCCCUUACCACUGGGAACAAUGCCUGGACUUGAAGACGGGAGAAAUUUAUUACAUAAACUGGAGGAACGGAAUGAAAGCAAAGGAGGAUCCAAGAAGAGCAGCAGAAGAAAGGGAGUGUGAAGAAGAAGAAGAUGAUGAGUCAGAAGAGAGUUGGUACGAAGAAGAUAGUGAAGAAGAAGAGUGUUCAUCUGAGUGUUCAAUAUCGAAAGAUGAGCAGCAAUUAUUAUAUGAAGAAGAAGAAGAAGAAGAAGAAGAAGAAGAAGAAGAAGAAGAAGAAGAAGAGAAACAGCAGAAUGUUCUUGUAGUUGGUGGUUGCAAGAGGUGUCUGAUGUAUUUCAUGGUGCCAAAGCAAGGUCAAGACUGCCCAAAAUGUAAUGGUCAACUUCUCCACUUUGAUCGAUCCCAAACUUGAUUCAUUCCUUCCAUCUCAACUCUCAAUCAAUCUCUCCUUUUCUUUUUCUUUUUAUAUUUACUAUUUUAUUUCAUUUUCCCUGCCA